GCCUCCCUGGGUCGAGCGUACUGCAGCAUCUACGUUGAGUAUGGCGAAUGCGGAGAACAAAAACGAAUUCAGUGAGCGUCUCAUAGACGCUGUUGAGCGAGAGCGCUGCCUGUGGGACCUCCAGAAGAAAGAAUACAAGUCCCGUGGAGUAUGCGAGGCAGCGUGGCGACGUGUAGCAGCGGAACUCGGAUCGACCGUUGCCGACGUGAAAGCCCGGUGGAAAAAUUUGCGCGACACUUUCCGCCGUGUGUUGAAAGGGCGCAACGAGGCAAAGAGCGGCGCGGCCGCAGACGACAGCCUCGACGAGGAUAAGCAGUGGACGUUUUUCGUCCGGCUUCUUUUUCUAAAAGACGGCAUGAUAGGAAGACCGACAUCAGGAAACCUCACGGCUCCACCAGCAGAUGAAUGGCAAAGUGCCAGUGCAAAUGGCCACGUUGAGUCGGCUCAAGAAAUUUUUGCGGCGAUAUACCAGGACGAGGGUAAUAACGAGGUCAGUGCAUGUGACCGAACAGAGGCAUCGAGCCUUGUUGACGUGUGUGUCGAAGUGCCGGAGCCGCAGCCACCAAAAAAGAAGAGGAAGAAAGAUAAGUACGAUGAGCAAAUUGAGAACAUCACCAAAAUUCUGGCAAAGGAGUAUGAUGAAAUUGAUCACUUUGCCGCAUUUCUGGGAGAAAAAAUGAAGCGUGUACCUCUGAGGCUGCGUGACGAAAUGCAGAUGGAGAUGCUGCGAGAUGUUAAUAAGUACAUUAAUAGCGCUUGAAAUUUAAUUUAGUUUUUUUUUCAUUGCAUACUUCAGUGUUUAGGCAAGGAAAGUGUCCUUUUUAGCACACAAUUUUCAGUUUUUUUCAGUUUUCUCAGCCUCGGAUUCUUUAACAUGUACCUAAAUCCAAGUGCACGAAGUUUUUCUGUUCUACCCCCCUUAUAACAUGCGGCCAGUGCAAACGGUAAUCGAAACCGCAACAGCAUGCUUAGCAACACAACUCCACGACCACUAAGUCACUACAGCAAGUUGCGAUAUAUAUAUCUAUACAUUUUUCAUUCAACUGUUGUUACC
Messenger RNA from Dermacentor albipictus, 1054 nucleotides. RefSeq names its product transcription factor Adf-1-like. Gene Ontology annotation, cellular component: nucleus; transcription regulator complex. Gene Ontology annotation, biological process: regulation of transcription by RNA polymerase II. NCBI's taxonomy places the organism in Eukaryota, Metazoa, Arthropoda, Arachnida, Ixodida, Ixodidae. The record is from RefSeq and is a predicted model, not a curated record.